Molecule: messenger RNA, 2916 nt
Organism: Suillus clintonianus
Lineage: Eukaryota; Fungi; Basidiomycota; Agaricomycetes; Boletales; Suillaceae
Exons: 8
Coding region: 1-2916 (971 amino acids)
Biological process (GO): negative regulation of transcription by RNA polymerase II; positive regulation of transcription by RNA polymerase II
Molecular function (GO): zinc ion binding; RNA polymerase II cis-regulatory region sequence-specific DNA binding; DNA-binding transcription factor activity, RNA polymerase II-specific
Source: RefSeq, a predicted model, not a curated record
AUGCCGUCCAUAGUCAAUCUCAAGUUCAAGGGUAACAAGUCUUUUGUUGCUUUUAGCAACUUGAGCGACACCGAGUCACUCACAAAAACUUGGAAGGUAUGCACCAAAGUAGCCUCAUACCUCGAGCAGGGUCAACGCCUCGAGAACCUUUCAUGGCGACUUUGGCACUUGCAGAACUUAAUGGUCGACACCGACAAUGCGAAGUCAAAACGUGAAUUCAAGAAGUUGUCAAAGAACAUGGGUGAUAAACUCGACAAGGAGAAGGGCCGCGCUAUCGAAUCCCUCGAAGCACCCGACUUCAAACGUAAUGCUUCCACUGACCUCAUUCGUCAACGAGCAGUAGAACGCGAACGCUCCCGAGAAGCUUCCCAGAACGCCCGCCCCGGCACCAUUAAACGCAUGCAAUUCACUUUCAGCGUCGAUGCUCCCCCCGGCUCUUUCCCCGCUUCUUCAUCAUCCUAUACCUCCUUCUCUGGCGAAUCCUCCAGUCCAACAAAGCCAGACCUCAGGCCUAGUGCCGAGUUCAGAGAGGGUCGCAGGCGCAGGAGAGGUGACGGAACCUCCGGCACUAACCAUCCCUCAUCCGACGCAGCAUCUAAUUCUUCAUCCAACCCCAAUGGUGCUUCCUCUUCGACGACGCACGACUCCUCUUACGAAAAAUUUGUCGCCUCUUAUGAAAAACUCCAUUUCCCCCCCAUUUUUAGCACCUCCUUUGGCCCCACCGCUAUCCUAUACUCCACCCCCACCCUCACUAACCCCAUGAGCUAUGGGGAAGGUGUAAGCGGUGGCUGCGCAACCGGUUUCAGUAUCUUUCGUCCAACCAUUGAACUCCCCCUAGACGAACUCCUAGGAGAGGAUUAUGACGCCGAAGAUGACCGAAUGGCCGACGCUCCCCUUACCCAGCCCGACGACACGAAAGAAGACGGAAACGACGAAGGCGACGUCGACAUGCGCUACGACGAGUACACUAGCAACACCAACCUCCCCACCCAAUCCGAGGGUGAGUUCCUGCUUGGCGGGUCCGCAGCAGCAGGCCCUGCCGAGCAAGACGUCCUCAUGAGCGACUCUCGUCAGCAGCACUCCCAACAGCCCUCCACACCUGACCCGUUCCCAGUCCCUCAGGUCCCUUCCCAUUCCCACACGCACGCACAAUCUCACCCGCGCACUCGCGGUAAGGACCGCUCAGGCAAGACCCCAACCAACCGUCCGGUGCUCACAGUGCAGACGUCUGCGACCAAGAAGACAAGCAAAGCUGGGCGGCGUGCUUCUGGGAGCGUGAAGAGUCCCUCAUCUGCUGCCCCAUCAGCGUCUGCGGUCAAGCACGCUGCUGCUGCUGCUGCGACCGUGAAACCCACUGCGUCUGCGACAGUUCCUGCCUCCGCUACCGCUACGAGCCUCAACCCGCUUCUCACCCUUGGAGGCGUUGCACCAGGCAGCGGCAAAGCAACGCUUACUGCUCCAGGCGGCGUCAAAGCUGAGUGUAGCAACUGCGGUGCUACUCAUACCCCACUAUGGCGACGAGGAUUGAACGACGAGUUAAAUUGUAACGCUUGUGGGCUCUACUGCAAACUCCAUAAACGCCCGCGUCCAAAAUCCAUGCGUGCUAGUCAUGGAGAGGGACGACGCGGUGGGGGUCAUUUUUCUAAGCUCGACUUUGUAUCUACAGGCAGCGCGCAGUGCUACAACUGCCACACGACCGCAACGCCUCUAUGGAGGAAGGACGACGAAGGCAAGACCGUUUGCAAUGCAUGCGGCCUCUACUACAAGCUCCACGGCUCGGCACGCCCCAUUAGCAUGAAGUCAGACAUCAUCCGCAAACGCUCCCGUCACGAUGCACGCGCACAGCGCUCCUCUCUCACCGAACCACCAAGUGCCUCUAACACACCAGGCACGCCCUCCGAGACGCCUUCCCAGACCCAAACACCCUCCGCGUCCCCAGGCGUCUCACGCCGCCCUACGCCGUCGCCGUCGCCCAUCCUAGCGCCAGACAGCACAACACAGCCCGUUGCCUCGCACAGCAUGAGUGCAGGGAUGGGCGCAGGCGCUGGUAUGGUGGGUACGGGUAUGGGCGGGAGCAGUGAGUUGAUGGGUGCGCUGGGUGAUACAUAUGCGGUGUAUAACCCCUUCCCUGGGCCUUACCACCCGGACUAUCUGAGCCAGAACUGGGUGCCGCCUAGCAUGGCUGGCGGUAAUGAGGCGCUGCCGUUUUCUGGAGUGGAUAGUAUCGAUGGAGAAGCGGGUUCGAAUGCGUCUUCCUCUAACGCGUCUCCAAAGACUAAUAGUAGUGGGAACGGGAACGGCUCCAGCAAUAACAGCAAUAACAACAACAGCGCCAACAACAACGCCACGAAUGUCAACAACAACACGCCAGGCCGCACUGCCAAGCGCCGCCGCAUGAGCACAGACAGCGUAUCCGAGCCGCCCAGCAGCGCAGUAUCAUACUCCUCGUACGGCGGGGACAGCUUCACGACGGGCUCAGGCGCGACGAGCGCCGGUACGUCUUCAUCUUCGCGGCGAAGCAGUAUGGACUUUCCGUUUUUCAGCCCGUAUACCGUGUUUAGGGGGAACGGCAACAAUGCGUUCUGGCACCAUUCGAGCAGCGGGGGUUUUGUGCAUCCUCCGAUGUUGCCUGAUGCUGUUGGGGGAUCUGAUGGACAUGGACAUGUUCACGGGAAUGGGAUCGGACGUGGUGGGCUUGGGCACGGGCUUGGACAUGGUCAUGGGCAUGGGGGGCAUGGUGGGCACGGGAUGGAUUUCCUGCACCCGCCGAUGAUGCUUCCGCAGGAAGAAGAAAGUUUGUUUGCGACGUAUUUGCAUCCGCCCAUGAUUCUUCCGCAGGAGGGGGAGCAGGUGCAGCAUGGGUAUGAGUAUGGGCAGGGGGAGUAUUAUGAGACGGGUGGGAUGCAGCAGUAUUAG